CAAAGAUCUGUUGCUGGCGAGCGAGAAGAAGAGAUGAGCAUGGAAGUGAAAAAGCGAUUAACCGCCUGAGCAUGAAUUCUCCGCUCCUCCGCUACCUGCAAGGCGCCGCCGCUGCCAGAUCUCCGACUGCUCUGUUUCCGCAUGAUUUCGACGGCGCCGACGCGGAAAAUUCCUUCAGUUCUCCCUCGCCUAUGUCCAAGAAGAACCAGUUCAGCAGCUCUUCCGGAAGCAACGGCCGCGGCCGCAGCGGGGGAGGCAGCAGUGGCGGUGGCACCAGCUUCGGGAGGUCCACGGCGUCUUCGUCGCCCCUCUCGUCGUUGUCUUCUUUAGAGAACGCGAGGAAGUCGUCGGUCCUCGGCGUCGGUCCUCUGAAGGCGAUGGAAGACGAUGUGUUGGUGAUGGAUGCGAUCGGCGUUGCUUCAGCCGUCGGAGGAGGGGCUAGGGUUUCUGGUAGGGCUCGCUUGCUGUCUGAGUCCGGUGGCUCAUCCUCGAAUAGUUCUUCGUCUUCUUCGUCGGGGAACAAGAUCAACAAGACUGAACUCUGUAGAGCUUGGGAGGAUCACGGAUACUGCCGCUACGUCACUAAAUGCCAGUUUGCACAUGGAAAGGAAGAGCUUCGUCCACCAGGAUACAUUGUCAAGAACAAAUCUGAGGUUCGGAGUAACAGGUCACUGACUCCACCUUCAUACCCUACAAAAUCCCUCCUGUUUUCACCUGGGACGACAGAAGCGUCAGCAACAGAAAACUUAAUAAGAUACGCUUCCAACAGACCUGAACAAAGCAACAGGGGCACCUCGAGCUUCAUGAGAUCAGAACUCUCCAGCAGGAACUCCAUGAGAAGUUCAGCUUCGGAUGCCAGGUUCAUUACUUCCACCCCACCCAGACUAGACCUUUCAAGCAGAAGCUCAACAUCCAUCAAGAAACCUGAAGGCUUCAGAGUUUUAAGUUCCGGCAACACGAGCUUGCGUGACUGGUCACCCUUGGAUGAUAACAUUGAGAUUGUCCUGCCACCUCAUACUGACAAAUCCACAUCAAGGGAAGAUGUUAAUGCCAAUAUUGACCGGAUUCUUCAUGGCCCAUCGACUAAGAAAAGGUUGCCUGUGUUCACCAGGUUCUGCCCUUAGGAGCAACAGCAACAACGUCUCUCACCUCUCUUCCAUCACAGAACUCUUCAUCAGCAUUCAGCAGGAAGUCUUUGAUUUUGGCGACGAUCAGUUCCUGUAAACAUGUGCGUACAUAGGAUAUCCUUGUAGUCAGCUUCCAUGUUUUGGACGAUUUAACAUGAAGCAUGGAAGCGUGAUGCACCAACUGUAAAUAAGUUGGGACUUGGGAGACCAGAGAUCCAUUCAUGGCUGGAGAGCACGGUUAGUUCUUUCUUUUGCCGUCUGUAUAAAUGUAGUACUUACCUGGAUUCAUAUUCGUCCCGAACUGUUCAUUCUCGCCCUUCUCUUCUCUCUGGUAGAACAAAGAACCAUUUCCUUAGAAGAGUAUUGACUCUCUAUAUAGGGAGAUAUUAGGAUCAGGUCACUGCCCUUAAAACACAAUAUUCUAAGGUAGCUAUCCACCGGCAGGUUACAUCCAAUCCAU
Molecule: messenger RNA, 1587 nt
Organism: Linum tenue
Lineage: Eukaryota; Viridiplantae; Streptophyta; Magnoliopsida; Malpighiales; Linaceae
Source: the annotation of a GenBank genome assembly